Molecule: messenger RNA, 528 nt
Organism: Parnassius apollo (apollo)
Lineage: Eukaryota; Metazoa; Arthropoda; Insecta; Lepidoptera; Papilionidae
Source: the annotation of a GenBank genome assembly
AUGACAGAAAUUGUCACUUGUGUACCUGGAGAAGAAGCAGCAAAGAAAGUGUCAGCAGUGCAGUGUUCAAAUAACGUCAUUUCUGAUCGAAUUCAUAAGAUUUCUGACCAUAUUCAAGAUGAAUUAAUUAGUAGAUUGAAGACCAGCGAGAUGUUUGCAAUGCAACUGGACGAAAGUACAGAUGUCGUCGGGUUAUCAAUACUGCUUGUUUUUGUGAGAUAUCCCUUUGGAGGAUCUAUUGAAGAGGAUUUGUUUCUUUGUACUCCUUUAGAAACCAACACAACCGGAGAAGAAAUUUUUAAAGUUAUCGAUAGUUACAUGACUAAGCACCAUAUUGAUUGGAACAAAUGUAUUGACGUGUGUAGUGAUGGAGCGGCAGCUAUGGUUGGCAAAAUAAAAGGCACUGUAACAAGAAUCAAGGAGGUUGCACCUAAAUGUAGUAGCAGUCACUGCGUUUUACAUCGCCAUGCCCUUGUCGCAAAAAAAUGCCAUACGAGCUCAAGACAGUUCUCGACCAAGCAGUACUAA